AUGAGUCUGUUCCUACCAAACAUUUUCGCUCAAAAUUUUACGGAAUUGUACUUACCUCCAGGUGCAAAAGCCCGCUUCGGCAAAGGCUGGAUUCAUGACAUAAAGUUUUCUCCCUACAGUGACCAGUUAGCUGUGGCAACUACCAUCGGUGUCUGGAUCUACGACUCCCGUACAGGCGAAGAGCAGGCACUGUUCUCAGGGAUCAUGGGAGGUGCUAAUGCGGUUUCCUACUCCCCAGGUGGACUCAUCAUUGCAGCUGCACACUCAGAUUGGACAGUUAGACUAUGGGAUGUUAGUACCGGUAAACUAACGUCCCCUUCUACUCUUAGAGGACACACAGCAAAAAUCCACGCUGUUGAAUAUUCACCAGAUGGCAAAAGGAUUGCCAGCGGAAGCGCAGACAAAACGAUUCGGAUCUGGGACCCUCACGCCACUACCGAUAAUAAAAAAAUUAUUGCAAUCCUACCCUAUCGGGACUCCGUUCGCUCCAUAGCAUUUUCCCCAGACAGCAGAAUGUUGGCGGGUGGCAGUGACGAUGGCAUCAUUCAAGUCUGGGAUGCUGAUACAGGAGAUCGAAUUUAUGAGUUUAAAGAACACACCGAUUCCGUUCAGGCAGUGCAUUUCUCACGUAACAGGACCGAACUCGUAAGUGCCAGUCUAGAUAGUACCGCAAUUUUAUGGAGCCUCGUCGGUGAAGGUGGAAAACUCCAUCCACCAGCACAACAUAAGGCCCCAGUAUAUGCAGUGAAAUUUUCACCUGAUGGAAACUCUUUUGCCACCGGCAGUGCAGACAAACUGAUUCAGCUAUGGGACACGAGCACAGCGGAUCGCAAACUGACCCUCAUAGGACACAAAGAUUUAGUCGCGGAUAUCGAUUUCUCACCAGAUGACAGUACCCUUGCCAGCAGCAGCCCAGAUGAUGUCCUCAAGAUUCUUGAAAACAGCAAUGAUAGUUUACUGACAACACUGACAGGGAAUAUACACGGGGUCACAGCACUUGCAUUUUCACCAGCAGAUACAACUUUCGCCAGUGGCGGAGCGGAUGGCAGAAUUCAUCUACUGGAUAUUAGUAGCGGUAACGAACUAAAAAUACUAAAAGGAUCUCAGAGUACUAUCACCUCUCUGACAUUCGUUGUUGAUGGCACCCACCUUUUCAGUGGCGAAGAAAAUGGCACGGUCCGUCAGUGGAACGCACUUACCGGCAAAGAGGUAGGGACAGUCUAUAAUAUUCCGUUGGGUGCCAUCACGGCUCUAUCAUACUCAUCGCCCAACGAACUUCUUGCCAUUGGAGAUGCAACCGAGGACGGUAGUACUCUUGUUAGCGGCAGUGAAAACGGCACUAUCACCCAGUGGAAUAUGAACGAAGUACUCUUAAACACAGCACUACAGGAUAACACCUCGGGAGAGGAUAGUGAAGUCGAAAGAACUAUCACUCCGCCAGAGCAUAACACAACUGAACAAAGCGUACAACAGAUUGCCCAAAAAGCAUUAGCAUCCACAGUAUACCUUCGGGGGUAUGAUGUCGAUGGCAAAGAAUUAGGAGCUGGUAGUGGUUUUUUCGUUGGCACUGACAAAGUCGCAACCAACCAUCAUGUUAUUAAAGGAACUGUGUCAAUAUACGCGAAGAUAGUUGGUGAAGAAGAAUGGUACGUUGUUGAAAGCAUCGCAGCUACAGAUGAAACACACGAUUUAGCGGUCUUAAAACUCUCGGGUAUUACCGCACCAGCACUGCCAUUGACCGAUAGCGAUGCUGUUCAAGUUGGUGACUCAGUUUACGCCGUCGGCAACCCUGAAAGAUUGGAAGGCACAUUCUCAGAGGGUAUUAUCAGCAGCAUCCGAGGAGAAGGUAACAAUAAGUGGAUCCAAAUGACAGCCUCAAUUUCUCCAGGAAGUAGCGGAGGAGCAGUGCUAAACAACAAAGGCAAAGUAAUCGGUGUUGCAACCGCAAGUCACCCCGGUGCUGAAGCGGAAAACCUCAAUUUUGCCGUUCCGUCAAACUAUCUCAAAGCAUUGCUUCGCAGGGCCAGAUAA
This is a messenger RNA of Geodia barretti, 2031 nucleotides long. The record is from the annotation of a GenBank genome assembly. NCBI's taxonomy places the organism in Eukaryota, Metazoa, Porifera, Demospongiae, Tetractinellida, Geodiidae.